Molecule: messenger RNA, 1428 nt
Organism: Neoarthrinium moseri
Lineage: Eukaryota; Fungi; Ascomycota; Sordariomycetes; Amphisphaeriales; Apiosporaceae
Exons: 2
Coding region: 1-1428 (475 amino acids)
Source: RefSeq, a predicted model, not a curated record
AUGACUUCUGUUUCAGCCUCUCAUGAGGAUUGGAGAGUACUCUCAUCAAUAGAGCAAGCAAGCCCCAGAGGUUACCCUCGCUACCUAUUUCCAUUCGAACUCCAGGAUAAUUACAAUCUCGAAGAGAUUGUACACGUGCUGAAAACAGGGUGGGACGCUACUUGUCAGCGCUUUCCCACCCUACGCGCUGAGGUCAUACCGGAUCACGACGCGAAACAAGCUGGCAACCUGAAGUUAAAGGAGCUGGAUGAAGAGAGCUUGAGGGAUAUCAAGCCAAUUGUAGUGAAAGACCUCCGAAAACCAGGGGAAUUUCCUUCCUUUGCCGAUUUGAAGUCUAGGCAUUUUCCCGUUUCGGCGUUGGACGAGAAUCUCCUAACACGCCGAUAUACAUGGCCAGCGCCAGGUGAGCGUAUUCCGAUCAUCUUGAUACAGCUCAACUUCAUACAAGGAGGGCUUAUCCUCAAUUGGAAUCCGUUCCAUGUGGCUGGCGAUGGCAAGACCUUUUACACGUGGACCGAAGUCUGGGCGCAGGAAUGUCGUCGCGCUCAGAACAUCGCGAUCGAGAAUCCCGUCCGGCUCCCGGACGGCAUAUUUGCAGAUAGAGCACACGUCAUGAAUCCUAAAGCCCCCGGUUCAAGCAAAAAAGGGAGGCUUGAGGACCAUCCUCAGUACAAUGUAAUGACUGACCCGGUGAAUCAGUUGCAAAAGCUGUUAAAGCCCGAUGGCCAUGUUGGCCAAAUAUUCUACUUCUCCGAAGAAUCUCUGAAAAGGCUCAAGGAAGAUGCAUAUCCGUAUGGCUUAACUGACGGUGAGCCGUCCUACAUAUCGACCAACGACGCCUUGUCGGUUCUUGCGUGGAGGUCGGUCAUGGCGGCGCAAUUUCCCAUCCAGGAUAUUGAAGGGGAUCCUAUAACAGCUUUCACCCUUUCGGUCGAUGGACGCUACCGUUUGGAGCCGCCCAUAAACGCUGGAACACUCGGCUGCUUUCUGGUGUUCCUCGAGGUGAAAACGUCCCUGCAGAAAAUGCUGGAAACUGAGGAUGUCGGCCACCUCGCAGUUUUGCUGCGCAAAGCAAUACUGAAUGCCAAUAACUACCCGGGAGGCUUCACUAAUGAUAUGAUUACAUUGGUGGACCGCUUAGAGAAUCCUGCUCUACUCGUGCCUGGUGCAUUUCUGGACUCCCCUGGUCUCUGUUGCUCUCAGACAACCUGGGCUAAAUUUGAGCUUUUCGGCCUAGAAUGGGGGCCUCUUCUGGGCAACCAGAUCAAGGCAGUUCGGAGUCCAAGAUGUGGUAUAAUCAAUGGCUUGCAGGUUGUAUUGCCAACAUUACCUGACGGUGGUCGUGAGGUUUUAUUCGGCAUUGAGGAGAGAUGUCUCGAGCGCCUCCUCAAUGAUCCAUUGCUGAGGAAGUAUGCUGAGCCAAGAUAA